This is a messenger RNA of Cyprinodon tularosa, 2155 nucleotides long. Its product is annotated as GTPase IMAP family member 9-like. Gene Ontology annotation, molecular function: GTP binding. Bases 104 to 1720 code for a protein of 538 amino acids. Lineage: Eukaryota; Metazoa; Chordata; Actinopteri; Cyprinodontiformes; Cyprinodontidae. The transcript is spliced from 2 exons. The record is from RefSeq and is a predicted model, not a curated record.
AGUUCAUAUUGGCUUUCACAUGACACACAGUUAAGAUACACCCACAGUGACGGCACCUUUAUGGCUGCUGAAGAUCUUCACUUUCCUCAGUUUAUGGGUGAAAAUGAUCAGGAACAACAUGACAUCCCUCACUAAGCAGUCCUCCAUCACGCCUGCUGGAAAGAAGUCAACUCCUUCCUCCACAGCCAUCAGAAUGGUUUUAAUAGGGAAGACAGGAAGUGGUAAAAGCUCCACUGCCAGCUCCAUCCUGGGCCGGAAGGUCUUAGACCUGAAGCUCAGCAAUCCCUCCAUCAGCCAGCGCUGCCACAGGGCCAAUGGAGAAUUUCGUGGGCGACAGCUGCUGAUUCUUGACACACCUGGUGUACUGGACACUCAUCAGACUCUGCAGGAUGUGCAGCGGGAGCUGAGGAGGAGCGUCAGCCUCCUCUUCCCCGGACCACAUGCUUUCCUGAUUGUUAUCCAGAUCGGAAGGUUCACUCAGGAAGAGAAGGAGGCGGUGCGACACAUCAGGGAGGCAAUGGGCCCCCAUGCCUUGAGCUUCUCAGUGGUGGUUUUUACUCACGGAGACCGACUGGAAGAGGGCGCAUCCGUGAAACAUUGCCUGAUAGACCAGUGUAGAGACCUGGCCGAGCUGGUGGCUGGAUGCGAGGGAAGGUACUGUGUCUUCAAUAACCAGAACCUUAACAACAAGGAGCAGGUCUCUGAGCUGAUUGCUUUGGUGGAAGGCAUGAUGCAGGAUCACGGGGAGAGCUACUACAACAGCAGAAUGCUUCAGAAAGCAGAGGAAGAUCUGGCACAUCGGCUGGAAGAGCAGAGUAAGCUGCUCGCUGAAAAGAAUGAGCUGCAGAGACAGAAGCAGGACAAUACGGUGAAGGAGUGGUAUGAAAAAGAGUUAGAGAAAAGCAAGAGGGAAAUGGAGGAGCUGAGGAAAAAACUGGAGCUGGAGAAAGAGAAGGAGGAGAAACGGGUGGAAGAUCGGGAGAAGGCCAUAAGGCAGGAGAUUGAGAAGAAGACGCAAGAGGUCCUGAGACUGACAGAUAUGGAGAAGAAGAAAAGAGAAGCUAUUCAGGACAGGCUCGAUAAAGUUAGCCGAAUGUUGGAGGAGCAGGUUAAGCGAGAGGAGAAGAUGAGACGAUCCAUGGAGGAGAAGAUCCAGAAGGACAGCGCAGAAAAUGAGAGGAAAGAGAGGGAGUGGCAGCUUCAGCUCAUCCGAAUGGAGCAGGCCCUCAGGCAGAGAGAGGAGAUGGAGAAGGACACUCUGCAGGGAGAGCUGGACAAACUCUGCCAGAGGCUAGAAGAGCUGACCAAGAAGGAGGAGGAGAGAAAGAGGCAAAUGCAGGAUGUUCUCAGGCGGGAGCGGGAGGAGACUCAAAGGGAACUGGACCUGCAGAUGGAGCACCUGCGGGCAGAAAAACGCAAAACUGAGGCCUUCAAACGGGAGCUGAAGUUCCUGAAGAUCAAAAUCGAGCAGCAGAAAGAGUGCGAAGAACGUUUGAAAAAACUCCUAGAUGAGAACCUGCUGAAAGAGAGGGAAAACUGUGACAAGCAAAUCUCCUCGCUGAAGAGGCUGUGUGGCCAAAAGUGCGCCGAGAUACUCGAGAAGAGAGCUGCGCAGCCCCCUAACAGAGCAAGAGGUGUGGUCGGAUAUGUGCAGGAAAUGGGACUGCUAGGUCUGAACGCAGCUCUGGAGAAAGUCGGAACUCCAUGCAGCAUUCAGUGACGAGUCAAAACUAUAUUCCUGAUAUUCCUGCUUUCAUGUCCUGUUUGCUUUGAUGAUAAAACACAUCUGUACAGGAGACCAAAAUGAAAUACUUCGUGCAAGUCCAAGUUCAGACAAAUGGAUAGACGAGUCUUUGAAAAUCUAUUUUCUAUUGUUUUGUCCCAGAUUCUCAGUUACAAUCGUAUCUUAAAUUUUAUUCUAACAUGCUUUAACCUAACUACUUAAUUAACAGGCCUGCAACCUGUUAAUCUGUUAGGAUUAACCAACAUUUUUAUGAUAUACACUCCAACCAGCUUCCUUUUCUCAGCUGAAGAAAAGACAAAGGUUCCCACAACAUGAUGCUUCCACGUCCAUGUUUCAUUGCAGAGAUUGCAAGUUAUUCUGGAUGCUAUUGAUUGUAUUUUAAGGAAUCCUAAUAAAGGGGUUGAGUAUAAA